Molecule: messenger RNA, 1002 nt
Organism: Eruca vesicaria subsp. sativa (arugula)
Lineage: Eukaryota; Viridiplantae; Streptophyta; Magnoliopsida; Brassicales; Brassicaceae
Source: the annotation of a GenBank genome assembly
AUGACGACGGGAGAGUUUGAGAUCGCCGGAAUUUCCACCGGAACAUGGUGGAGUUCGCCAACAAACGCCGCCACCUCCGUAUUCUCCGGCUACUCGCUGCCAUGUCCCACUGAGACUAGCCUUGAUAUCACGGAUUUCGGAUGGCAAAACUUCGAUAGUAAAACUAACGAUCACAAUGAUGAUUUUAUGAACAUGCAUAACAGUUUCUUCGAAGGAUUAUUCGAUCCUAAUGAGCAAUUACUCUCAGAUUCUUGGCCAAAAACUACAAUUACUAACGCCAAAUCUGAGCUACUCGAAAGCUUCCCGUUCUUAGAUAACAUGUUCUUGGUCGAUUCAGAAGCUCAUGAUCAUAACUCUAAGGAGCGAAUUACACAAGACUGCAUGAAUCUUACUUCAAAGAGGAGUGAAAGGACUGAAGAAUUAAAAGAGAACAGCGAUGAAUAUUCGCCUCGAUUAUUAAAAAGGUCAAGAAUCGAUACAUUAUCUUCAUUGCCAAGCUUCAAAGUUCGUAAAGAAAAACUUGGUGAUCGAAUCACUGCGCUGCAGCAACUGGUUUCACCAUUUGGCAAGACAGAUACGGCUUCUGUUCUCAACGAAGCUGUAGAGUACAUCAAGUUUCUUCAGGAACAAGUCACCGUGUUGGUUAGUCCAGACCAUAACACCAAAGGAUCUGUUCAACGACAGCAGUGUUCAGACAAGAAAUCUAUCAAUAGUACUCAAGAACAAGAAGAAUGUAGUUCAAGAAGACACGUAGACCUAGCGAGUCGUGGGCUAUGUCUCAUGCCCAUCUCAGCUUCAUAUCCGGUUGCUGCAGCCGCGGCUUCUGCAGCAGAGAUGAACACAUCUGACUUCUGGAAUCUUCCAUUUGCGAUGAACUUGUAAAUUAUACAGAUGCAUUAACAAAAAUUAAAGCUCUAUUUGAGAUAUAUCUUGUAAAUUUUAAUGUUUCUUUUAUACCGUGUAAAUGUCCUGUAAUACUCAAAGCCUAUAUUGUUUAUUUGC